AUGAGCCCAGGCGAAACACUUAACCCUCUUGGGCCAACUAACCCGCGCUCAUUUACCACUUUUGACAGACGCGCACUCCUUUACUAUCACUCACCUCCUGUGAUACCAGAAGACCCAGGAGUUAGUAGUCUCCAAGUUGAUGCUGGAUGGAAGACCCUUGAUGGCAUUCCUUGUAUCAUGGGUGGCCUAACGGCUCUUGUUGCAUCUGUCAGUGGCACCCUGCGUGGGCGUACCCAAAACGAUUUCCCUUGGAAAACCCUGCCCAAGGAGCUAGCUCGGCUCGGAUGUUGCCUCGUCAACUACCCUAACAAGACUUUGAUGCCCGGCGAGACUCGACCUACGCUUUCUCGGAGCAAAGGCAUCCAUGAUCUGACCCUUCCUCAUCGUAUCAAUCUUGUCAAUGCGCUCAAGAUGGGCACCCUCACCAUUCGAGCCGUGACAAAUGAUGCUGCUCGCACACGCCUUACAAUGUCUAUGGUGUAG
Molecule: messenger RNA, 483 nt
Organism: Suillus discolor
Lineage: Eukaryota; Fungi; Basidiomycota; Agaricomycetes; Boletales; Suillaceae
Exons: 4
Coding region: 1-483 (160 amino acids)
Source: RefSeq, a predicted model, not a curated record